Oncorhynchus keta (chum salmon) is the source of this 1125-nucleotide messenger RNA. RefSeq names its product mitochondrial ribosomal protein L19 (gene mrpl19). NCBI's taxonomy places the organism in Eukaryota, Metazoa, Chordata, Actinopteri, Salmoniformes, Salmonidae. Gene Ontology annotation, biological process: translation. The transcript has 6 exons. Gene Ontology annotation, cellular component: ribosome; mitochondrial large ribosomal subunit. Bases 81 to 953 code for a protein of 290 amino acids. Gene Ontology annotation, molecular function: structural constituent of ribosome. The record is from RefSeq and is a predicted model, not a curated record.
UGAUGUGCAUGUUGCGUCUCUUGAGACACUUUUCGGCUUCCGUAACAAUUCACAUGUGACAGCGAAGGUCAGCUUCCAAUAUGGCUGCUUGCACAAGAAGGCUUGACAAAGUUAUGUUUUCAAUAAGGCUGUUACGGAAUAUACAACAGCAAAAUGAACGUUUCUUGUCCACGUCUAUGCGUCGCCUCGACGAGGGGAGUGACGGUGGCAAGCCAACAAAAUUCACACCUCCACCAAAACCUGUCAUAAUUGACAAAACACAGUCCGAGGCUUCACUGCGAAAGUUCCUGAGUCCAGAAUUCAUCCCUCCCCGACAGAGAAUAAACCCACUGAAGUUCGCCAUUGAGCGCAAAGACAUGAUCCAGAGGAGGAAAGUGCUCAACAUUCCGGAGUUUUAUGUUGGGAGUGUCUUAGCUGUGACCAUGGCGGACCCUCAUGCCAGCGGCAAAACCAACCGCUUUAUGGGCAUCUGCAUCCAGAGAGGUGGCCAUGGACUGGGAGCCACAUUUGUCCUUAGGAAUAUCAUCGACGGCCAAGGAGUUGAGAUCUGCUAUGAAAUGUAUAGCCCACGACUGCAGCAGCUGGAGGUGCUGAAGCUGGAGAAAAGGCUGGACAACAAUCUGAUGUACCUGAGAGAUGCCCUGCCCGAGUACAGCACCGUGAACUUGGACAUGAAGCCUGUGCCCCACUCUGUCACCGGGGACGUGCCCGUCAAUAAAACCAGAGUGCGGAUGCGUCCUAAGCCGUGGUCCAAGCGCUGGGAGCGGCCCAAGUACAACGUGCAGGGCAUCCGCUUCGACCUGUGUCUGUCGCCCGAGAAGCUGGAGCAUGCCCAGAAGUGGGCGGAGCCCUGGCGGGAGUAUGACAUGCUGAAAGAGUACGACACCACGGCCCUGGAGGAGCGCUUCCUUAAGGAGGUGCAGACGGAGAUGAGCAAGUCAACAUGCCCCUAACCAUCUCUCAACCAGGGGUGGGUACUUCCAGUAAGAGGGUGGGUAGUUCAAUAAGCGGGUGAGCAGCUCCAGUAAGCGGGUGGGUAGCUCCAGUAAGCGGGAGGGUAGCUCCAGUAAGCGGGUGGGUAGCUCCAGUAAGCGGGUGGGUAGCUCCAGUAAGCGGGAGGGUAGC